This is a messenger RNA of Varroa destructor (honeybee mite), 2322 nucleotides long. Its product is annotated as intraflagellar transport protein 81 homolog. Lineage: Eukaryota; Metazoa; Arthropoda; Arachnida; Mesostigmata; Varroidae. Gene Ontology annotation, cellular component: ciliary basal body; intraciliary transport particle B. Gene Ontology annotation, biological process: cilium assembly; intraciliary transport. The record is from RefSeq and is a predicted model, not a curated record. Gene Ontology annotation, molecular function: tubulin binding.
UGUUGUCAUGAAUUAAAAACAACUGACCGUACUUAUCAAUUGUUUUUACGCUUUUUGCUUUUAUGAGCUAAUGGAGCGGCACUCGUGGAUACGAUUUCUGUACAAUUGGAAAUAGGCAAUCAAGAAGCUGUCGAACGUUUUGCGUUUGUACGUACUUAGACAGACGAUAACACCAUACAAAUCAGCACUAGCGAACAGGUGAGGCAAUCCUUGUAGUUCGUAUAUCCUUGUAGUUCCUUCCUAGAAUCCUUGUAGUUGUAAAGGAAUAACAGACAAGUUUGCAUGCACCGACAGAGUCGCAGGGAGCUCCGAAAGCACAGGAACCGUACCAUAAUGACCGAGCAGGUGAAGUUCGUAUUGGCUAGGCUGAAUGAGGAACCUUUCAACAAAAACCUCAACUUAAUCAGUCUGGACGCACUCCGUCCGGAGCAGCUCCUGCAGCUGAUGUUUGAUGUAUUCGCACAGGUUGACCCAAAGGUGAAAUCCGAUGUGCGAACCGAAGACGCCGAACAGCUUUCUAUAAAGGCAUUGACUCUACUCCGUAUCAUCAAAUAUAAACCUCCAACGGACAUUUCGCUGAGCGCCUUUCGGCAGGGGCUCGUGAUGAGCGAUAAAGGAAUCGUCUACCAUAUUCUGUACUACGUUCUCGCAAAGCUUGACACCCACAAGAAGAGAGCAUACCUUUCCAGGUAUUUGAUGAAAGUGGAAAUUACGCCUGAUUUAGAAGGCGAUGCGGACCUUGUGGACAUUCAAGAAGAGUACGAAAAACUUAUGGAUCAAUUCAAGCUCGUUCAUAAGGAAUACGAAGCUCUCAGUAGGUCGGUGCAAAGUUCAAAAGAAAUCCAGAAAGAUAUGGAGCACAUGGAAGAGGAGCGGCAACAGCUCGGCCGCAAAAUGGACCGAGUAAAACGUAAAGUAUCUAGCAUCUACAAUCGAGACGCGAUGCUUAAGGCCGCUGCGAGUCUGCGUCGAGAACAGGAGAGAGCUGAGGGUUUGGCUCAGGACCGAAUGGUUCAACAGGACACGUUGAAUCACACUGAGCAGAAGAUUAAUCGACUCACUCAGAUGGUAAAAAUUGAGCGACAAGCUGCCGUUGGAGCUACUCCAGAGACGCUUCUAUCGAAACUGAUGGAAGAGGUAAAGGCAAAUGGUUACCUGGUUCAUGAGAAAUUGCCUAAAGAGAUUCGUUCAGGCCGACUUCUAAUCAAGGACCUUCAAAGGGUGGUCGCCGAACCUGCAAUGUCACAGGCCGACCUGGACAAGGUGAAUGAGGCUCUAAUUGAGGAGAAUACUGAAGUAGGUCGCCUUUAUGAAAAGAAGAUGCGACGCAGCGAUCCUGACGAAAAACAAACUCUUUUCAGACAACAGGCCGCUAUUGUGUCGCGAAAGAAAGAAGCUGCGGCUGAGCAGAUGGAGACGCUUGCCAAUCAGUUGGCUCAACUUCAAGGUGAACUCGAGGACAAACGACAAAAGAGUGCCGUAUACGCGGACACGCACGCCGUUGUUCGUGGUGAAGAAUUCAAGCAGUACGUCACUAAACUCAGGUCGAAAACGAAUUCGUAUAAACAGUUAAAGCAGGAGCUAGAAGAUCUCCGCGCAGAGACGGAUAAGAUAGCAGCCGAGGAGGACGAACUUUUGCAGAAAGAAAAGGAAGCCACUGAAAACCUUAUUGCGGCAGAACAUUCGAAAGGUGUGGGUGGCUAUUUUGAAGCGCAAAACAAGCUCGAGCAAAUAUCCAGUCUGAAAGCACGACUCGACGAGCAGAAAGGGGUAACACUUGAAGAAAUGUCGCAUAUGGUCGAACAGCUAAACGCACAUAUAGCGGCCAAGAAAACUGAACUUGCUCCCUUAAUCAAGGAGUUGAAGCCGCUUCGGCAAAAAAUUCUUGAGCUACACGAGGAGUACGAAGAUAAAAAGAACACUUAUAAUUCAUGUGCAGUAGGCCUCGACACGUCGAUGGCCAAGCUGGAACUUGACGUCCAACAACUCAGGGAGCAAGUUUUGGCCCACGAGUCCCGAUUCCAUUUGAACAAUCGCGAAGGAAAACUUCUACGAGCGAAGUUGGAUCUCAUGAUAAAGUCCGAGUUAGCCGCGUAUAAGAGUUCAGAUCCAAAAAUUAAGAAGCAAACUUAUCGAGAGCGGAUUAACUUGGCGAUCCAGAAACAGGAAACUGAAGCGAAAGAACUUCGAGAACGCCAGAAGGAAGUGAAUCAGAAUCAAGAUUCGUUGGUAACCCAGCUCAAAAUGUGGACUGACCUAAACAGACUGCUCGAUAUUAAAAUACGCAGCUUUAAGCAAUCUCAAGGGCUAUCAAUGAUGUAA